Messenger RNA from Pipistrellus kuhlii (Kuhl's pipistrelle), 2886 nucleotides. RefSeq names its product beta-1,3-N-acetylgalactosaminyltransferase 1 (globoside blood group) (gene B3GALNT1). NCBI's taxonomy places the organism in Eukaryota, Metazoa, Chordata, Mammalia, Chiroptera, Vespertilionidae. The transcript has 5 exons. Gene Ontology annotation, cellular component: membrane. Bases 913 to 1905 code for a protein of 330 amino acids. The record is from RefSeq and is a predicted model, not a curated record. Gene Ontology annotation, molecular function: N-acetyl-beta-D-glucosaminide beta-(1,3)-galactosyltransferase activity.
GAUCGGACGGAGAGGGGGUUUGGGGGUGGCCGUGGGUCCCCAACAAUCCCAAGGCGAACGCAUUGCAUUCCCAACGCGCAGGGAGGGCCGGGGAGCCGGGUUGGGGGAGGGCUCUUCCUGGGGAGGGCUGGGAAGAAUGUGGAGCUAAGGAGCAGAAUGGGCACAUUGGGGCCGAGAGCGGAGGAACGAACCCCCGGUGGUUACGUGAUUUGCAAGAGGCGAUCCUAACGGGUAUGUAAGGCCUUUCCAGGGAAAUCCUAAAGGGGCAGCGGAGUCGCACUUCCCCACGCAGUCAGGAGGGAUGCCCGCAGCCCCUCUCCCCGCUCCUCACUGCUGGACCAGAAGGGAUUGGGCCCCGCGGAGCCGGCUUUCUCCUCUCUCUGGAUUUUGCACGUCGUGUCAGCGUUGAGGAGGUGGCUGCUUUGGCAGGAAGAGCUAGGACCCAGGAACAAAUGAUCAAACCAUACCCCCCCCCCCACCCCCUUUUUUUGUUUUUGUUUUCAGAGGCACAAGGUUUGAGUUUGCAGUCCUCAGCUGGGGAACAACUUUGUGGCUUAGGAGAGCCUCAGACGUCUAGGACAGAGUCCCCAGCAAAUCUGUUUUCAUUAAAGCAUGGAAUUCAGAAAACAACAAAGAAGUUCAACUAGUGCUGUGGUCUCAUCUGAAAUUCUACAGUUUUCCUAGCUUCUCCGGAUCCGGCCCUCCUGUUGCCUCUUCCUGCAGGCUGCUCUGUCAUGGCAUUCUCUCAGAUCACCCACUCCUGAGUGGAAAGAAAUUUCAAGCAUUCUGACUACCACAUACUACUGAAUGUUCAAUUGGUGAAAUUGAAGGUCUUCCACUCGCUCAGAAAAAAGAAAUCCAGAAGAAGAAGAUCUUCCAGAAGCUGAGCCACGUGCUUCUGAGCUGCUGUGAAUGUCCCUGGCUCUCUUGACCACACUCCCCAGUAGGAUGUCACUGAGAUCCCUCAAAUGGAGCCUCCUGCUGCUGUCCCUCCUGAGCUUCCUCGUGAUGUGGUACCUCAGCCUGCCCCAGUACAAUGUGAUCGAGCGCGUGAACUGGAUGUACUUCUAUGAGUAUGAGCCCAUUUACAGGCAAAACUUUCGCUUCACGCAGGAGCAUCCAAACUGCUCUCAGCAAAACCCAUUUCUCGUCAUCCUGGUGACCUCACACCCCUCCGAUGUGAAAGCCAGGCAGGCCGUUAGAGUUACGUGGGGCGAAAAGAAGUCUUGGUGGGGAUAUGAGGUCCUUACGUUUUUCUUACUAGGCCAGCAGGCUGAAAGGGAAGACAAAGUGUUAUCGCUGUCCCUAGAGGACGAGAACCUUCUCUACGGGGACAUAAUACGGCAAGAUUUCAUAGACAGCUACAAUAACCUGACCUUGAAAACAAUUAUGGCGUUCAGGUGGGUCAAUGAGUUUUGCCCCAAUGCCAAGUACGUCAUGAAAACAGACACGGAUGUCUUCGUCAAUACUGGCAAUUUAGUCAAGUAUCUUGUAAAUUUAAACCAGUCAGAGAAGUUUUUCACCGGUUAUCCUCUCAUUGAUAAUUACUCCUAUAGGGGAUUUUACCAGAAAGCCCAUAUUUCCUAUCAGGAGUAUCCCUUCAAGGUGUUCCCUCCCUACUGCAGUGGGUUUGGCUAUGUGAUGUCCAGAGACUUGGUGCCAAAAAUCUAUGAGAUGAUGAGCCACGUAAAACCCCUCAAGUUUGAAGAUGUUUAUGUGGGGAUCUGUUUGAAUCUAUUGAAAGUGGACAUUCACAUUCCAGAAGACACAAACCUUUUCUUUCUGUAUAGGAUUCACUUGGAUGUCUGUCAGCUCAGACGUGUGAUUGCAGCCCAUGGCUUUUCUUCCAAGGAAAUCAUCACCUUUUGGCAGGUUAUGCUAAGGAACACCACAUGCCAUUAUUAAUUUCCUGUCCCACUCAAAACUUAGUGGGGAGCGCCAGAGUUGGCACUGUAGUGGCACACUCACGGGGAGGUCGCUGUGUUGGGUUGCUCUGAACUGAAAUUCAUGACGAACCCGUAGACUAGAGACUGCAGGCGUACACGUUACUUGUGUUAUAUUUCGACAGAAAUCAAAUCAGGCCCUUUCUAGAUGAUAUUGAGAGGAAUUGAACAAAGUCUUUUUGUUAAUAACAGGACCAAACAAUUGGAAUAUUUCAUUCUGUAGACUAGAACUUCUUAAAGCGGUUUUAUUGAAUUAUAAGCUCAUUAGUUCAUAACAAAGCAACGUGGAGCUCUAUUUAUUGAAUAGUCUAGUCAGUUAAUGGUUUUGUGCAUCUCUUAUGUGGAUUACCAAUUUUAAAAAUAUAUAGUUCUGUGUAAAAACUUAGAGUUAUACCAAACUAUUGUCUCUCUUUGGUCAUUCAGCAGGUACCUCAAGAUGUUGCAGUAUUUCAGAGUUAUCAAUUAUUAUUUAAUGCUUAGAAAUUUUUGAGUGUUUAAGUGUUACGGUUUUUUUCAAUACUGUGUAAAGAGAAUAGUGAAUCAUCCUUUCCAUUUGAACUCUUUUCCAGUUACUUCACUAAUGAGUUAUUGAUAACUCCAUUAAUGUGAAGUCAUUGGUCAUUAUUGUGUAUCAAUGAUCUCUUUAGCUUUGAUAAAUAUUUUAUUGUGGUAAUAUAGAGAAGAAUGUAAGGGAGAAAAUCUAAAUUAUUGUCUUGUUUUUAAAAAUAUAAUCCUCAGUGUUUUUAGAUGACACUUCAUUGGUCUCAUUUUCUACCUGGGAAUUAGGAUUAAUAUAGAAUGCCAGGCAGUGUGUUUCCUUUGGCAAAGGACUCUCAAGGCAAAAAAGUAAACAAUCUGAUGGUCAGAAUACAUUGAAAGGAAUGUCGUUAUUCUGGUACUUGAGUUGGAAAGAGAAGACUAAAGAUUUGAGUUACAUUACUAA